UUCAAGAGGGCGGGGUCAGUCUUCUCGCUGAGCAACUCCUGAAAGUUUGCGGAAGUUUACUUUUACAGCUUAAGUUGAAGUAACCCGUCAAGAAGGUAAAGUCAGAAAGACGGCUAUUUUCCUGUUGUACUGCAAUAGAUGGACCUCAGUUCAGAGAAAAUACAACGGAUCCUCUCCAAGUACAAAUUUCAUGAUGUUGCUAUUGAGGAGCUGCAGAAGAUCCAUCGAAUCUACCCCGGGAUGAAACCAUCCACAGGAACAUACACAUUCAGUGACUCCACCCAGAAAGAUCUACUGAAAUUAAUGGGUACUGUCCCUGUCAAGUAUGGAGGCCGCUCCUACAACUUCCCCAUUCUGCUGUGGCUGAUGGACUCAUUCCCCUUCACCCCUCCAAUAUGCCUCCUAAAACCAACCUCUAACAUGGUCAUCAGAGAGGGCAAGCAUGUUGAUGGAGGAGGGCGGCUCCACCUGCCAGGGCUGCACAACUGGGACUAUCCCAAGUCAUCUGUGGUGGGCCUUUUAAAUGAGAUGAUUGCCAAAUUUGAGGAAGAUCCUCCGCUGUCAUCAAAGACCACAGGAGAAAAUAAAGACCCUCAUGAGCUCCUGGCUUUCGUUUCUAAUCUAAACCUCAAUGAUGGUGCGUCACUUGGUGGAAGCAGACAUCAUGACCACCCAAAUAACAAAGUCUCAGUAAUCGGGGGAGGAGAUUUAGGAAUGGCAUCAGUGAUGAGCAUUUUAUCGAAGUGUAAAGUGGACAAACUAGUUUUCAUUGACGUCGCAGAGAGUUCCACCAAGGGCGGCAGCACAGAUCUAGAAAUUUUCACCCUGCCCAAGGUUGAGGUAUCCAGAGAUAUGUCAGCUUCUGUAGGGUCCAGGGUUGUUGUGGUGACUGCGAAUGCAUGGAGUAGCGAGCAGUCGUACGUGAGCGUGGUUCAGACUAACGUAGACUUGUACAGAGGAAUCAUCCCAAAUCUGGCACGUCUCAGCCCCAACGCAGUCCUGCUCAUCGCUUCACAACCAGUGGACAUCAUGACCCAUGUUGCCUGGAGGCAGAGUUGCCUGCCUCCGACACGGGUGAUCGGAGCGGGGUGUAACCUGGACUCAGAGCGACUCAGUCACAUCCUGGAUAUUAACCUGAACACUCACAAACCAGCCUGGGUCAUAGGAGAACUUUCAGAAAACAAAGUUGCUGUGAUGAGUCACAUUGGGCUGAACUCCAGUGUGCAACCAGAGAUCGCGGCAGGAUCCAACUCUACCAAACCAUUGUUAGACAGAUCACUCGAGAUGAUGAAGAAUCGUGGCCAGCGGUCGUGGUCUGUGGGUCUAUCCAUUGCUGACAUCACAAACAGUAUCCUGACAGAUAAAAAUAAGAUCCACUCUGUCACCACACUGGCUCAGGGCUGGGGCGGCAUAGGCACAGAGGUGUUCCUCAGCUUGCCGUGCAUCAUGGGAUCAAACGGUUCCAUGCGAUUGGCCGGAGUGUCUCUGGGACAGGAAGAAGACUCUAAACUGAGGGAAAGUGUCACCUCCCUUUCUAACCUCAUGGGUCAGCUCAAGAUAUGAAGGAUGUGAUUGUAGUUCAAUUUCUGGUGGAUCUGACCAGGUUGUCAGCUGCUUACUGGUAGGCAGUUCUCCAGUCAACACACCAUCAGAAGAUGGACUUUGCCUGUGCUGAAGUUAAAUGCAGUUUCAGUUAGUUGCUAAUACUGGAAUUUUGUCUUAUAUGUAUAUUUUAAUCAUAAGAUUGGUUUCCAUAUUUUAGUGGGAUACUGUGUAUUAAAUGUGGGUACAAUUAUAUAAAAAUAAAUAUACAGAUUGCAUUUUGAUUUUAAAUUUUACUAGGACUGAUUACACAUUGUGUCUGAUACAAAAUUUGGGGUUUUCAGCUAUAUUUUUGUCUGAAUUUUGCUAUUUUAAUCAAAGAUAAUGUAGUUAUCCUUAUUUUGGUACCAACCAUUUUCUUUGUAGGAAAUCAGGGUGUUUGCACGCAAGUUUGAGGCAUGUAUGUAUAUUCACCACAGGUGCUGGUGUUACACAAUAGAUUGCCUCAUUGAUGAAGGACAUUUUGUAUAUUUUAAUGGCUUUAUUUUCCAUCUAAGUGCUGUUUCUGAAUUUAAUGCAAUAACCUUUUUUCAAGUGCCUUUAUAUUUAUAUCUUACUGUUUACUUUGUGUACACUGCAUUGCACUGCAAGAACCUAAAAUAUGUACAGUAAGACUACAGAAGUUUGUGGGUGUGCAAUAAAUAUCUGAAACCA
Messenger RNA from Centropristis striata (black sea bass), 2256 nucleotides. RefSeq names its product UEV and lactate/malate dehyrogenase domains (gene uevld). The record is from RefSeq and is a predicted model, not a curated record. Gene Ontology annotation, biological process: carboxylic acid metabolic process; protein transport; protein modification process. The coding region runs from base 139 to 1563 and encodes 474 amino acids. Lineage: Eukaryota; Metazoa; Chordata; Actinopteri; Perciformes; Serranidae. Gene Ontology annotation, molecular function: oxidoreductase activity, acting on the CH-OH group of donors, NAD or NADP as acceptor. The transcript is spliced from 12 exons.